AUGUCCAGUGACCUUUUUUCUUUUGUUUCGACGUUUCUUCUUGUGUGCCACACAGUGGUCACCCCCACAUGUGCUGAAUUCUUUUUUUCAUAUCUUUUUUUAUUGCACUGCCGUCCCAAUCGCGGGCUUGGCGUGGCUCCCCAGCGCCCGUAUCGGCACUCCACUGAGUGCUGUGCGGCCAUGGAGGUGUCCACUAUUAAUUGGGUGUGUUUGGGUCGCGUGGUCAGCAGCGCUGUAAGCCGCCCUUUCACCAGCUUCGUAUCACUGAGUUUUGUUUUCCUGCGAUGCGUUUCGGCGGACGGUGGGCGCCUCUGGCGUUUCGCGCCCGCGGCGAGACGCUGUUGUUUGCCCUGUGCUGGCCUGUUUGUCCCUGAGUGA
This is a messenger RNA of Trypanosoma grayi, 378 nucleotides long. RefSeq lists its product as hypothetical. Lineage: Eukaryota; Euglenozoa; Kinetoplastea; Trypanosomatida; Trypanosomatidae. The coding region runs from base 1 to 378 and encodes 125 amino acids. The transcript has a single exon. The record is from RefSeq and is a predicted model, not a curated record.